Molecule: messenger RNA, 717 nt
Organism: Mesorhabditis belari
Lineage: Eukaryota; Metazoa; Nematoda; Chromadorea; Rhabditida; Rhabditidae
Source: the annotation of a GenBank genome assembly
AUGCGGUUAUUAUUUAUAGGAGUUUUCUUCAUUCAAUGUGCCUUCGCAGCGGCCGGGACAGUGGCCAUUGGCAAUCUCGCUGUCGCCUUUCAGGGAAAAGGCUAUCAAUCAACCCCGGAAAAGCCGUUGAAAGGCCCGAUGAACGAUUUGUGGUGUCAAGCGUCGGACAACGGAGAGCACAAAGAGAUCGCAAAUGCGCGUUUCGUUCGCGUCCACGAUCGGAAACACUUUGAGGCUCAUAUCGAUGAUGACUCAAAAAAAGCGAUUCUGAUCUUUGGCAAUGUUCCCGUUACAGAGGCGGCCAAGUAUCGCUGCGAGAUUACGACAUCCGACGGAGAUCACGUCUUCGGGAACAUGUUCGCUUAUUCUCAUCCGGUCAUUCACACGAAUACCUCUGUGGGAGUUUACAAGCCAGAUGACAAUCAAGAGAACGAGCUAGUCGCCAAGCAGGCUAUUUACACGGAUUUGGAUGCCUCUGCUCAAUUCGAUUGCCCGGUUGUCGGCUAUCCGCAUCCGAAUGUCGUCUGGUAUAAAGACGGAUUACCCAUUGAUGCGGGUUUAAAAUACGUGAUGCGUCAUCGCGGCAAGCAACUCACCGUUAAGAACAUUACGGAAGCGGAUAUUGGCGUUUAUCGGUGUCGGGCCUACAACACGUUUGCUUCGAUCGUUGAUGGAGCGGAGAUGAUCAUGAAGUCACAUUGGACAUCUCACUACAGU